This is a messenger RNA of Protobothrops mucrosquamatus (brown spotted pit viper), 2391 nucleotides long. RefSeq names its product GDNF family receptor alpha 2 (gene GFRA2). NCBI's taxonomy places the organism in Eukaryota, Metazoa, Chordata, Lepidosauria, Squamata, Viperidae. The transcript is spliced from 9 exons. Gene Ontology annotation, biological process: nervous system development. Gene Ontology annotation, molecular function: signaling receptor activity. The record is from RefSeq and is a predicted model, not a curated record. The coding region runs from base 1 to 1482 and encodes 493 amino acids. Gene Ontology annotation, cellular component: signaling receptor complex; external side of plasma membrane.
AUGUACCCUUCAACAGCCUUCAUGCUCACAACUGUGGCGGAGCAUUUGACUAACCUCACUUUUGGAAAUAGCAUAUUUAACUAUCUUAAAGCUAUUAGAGACUUUUGGAACAACAAGUCUGAAAAGCCAUCCGGCAGAGUGCUCCAGGCCUGGACUGAGCUUUCCUUGCCAGCCACCCUGGGUGGGCCCAGUUGGCAGAGCCCUGUGGACUGUGCCCACGCCAGCGAGCUUUGUGCUGCUGAGGCCGGCUGCAGCUCAAGUUACCGCACUUUGCGACAGUGCCUGGCUGGCCGAGGCCACAACACCCUGCUGGGCAACAAGGAGUGUCGGGCGGCACUGGAGGUGCUGCAGGGAAGCGCUCUGCAUGGCUGCCGCUGCAGGCGCAGAAUGAAGAAGGAGCUGUCCUGUCUGCAGACCUACUGGAGCCUCCACCGGGGCUUGGCUGGGGGAGAAGAGUUUUAUGAAGCUUCGCCCUACGAGCCCAUCAGCUCUCCUCUCUCUGAUGCCUUCAGACUUGCUUCAAUUGUCUCAGGGACCGACUCCGCGGUCGCCUCCAGGAGCAACCCCUGCCUGGACGCAGCCAAGGCCUGCAACCUGAACGACAACUGCCAGAAGCUCCGCUCCGCCUACAUCUCCACCUGCAACAAACAGGUCUCGGCCACCGAGCACUGCAGCCGGCAUAAGUGCCACAAAGCCCUGCGCCAUUUUUUUGACCAGGUGCCCAGCACAUACAGCUACCGGCUGCUUUUCUGCUCCUGCAAGGACCAGGCCUGUGCAGAACGCCGCCGGCAGACCAUCGUCCCCGACUGCUCCUACCAGGAGAGAGAGACGCCCAACUGCCUGGCUCUGCGGAGCCGGUGUCGAGCGGAGCCAUUCUGCCGGUCAAGACUGGCAGAUUUCCAUGCCAACUGCCAAACCUUCACCAGCUGCUCCAGGGGCAACUACCAGGCGUGCCUGGAUGCCUACGCUGGCCUGAUAGGUUUGGACCUGACCCCCAACUAUGUGGAUGCAAGCUUCAGCAGCCCGAUGGUCUCCCUGUGGUGCUCCUGCCGAGGGAGUGGCAACAUGGAGGAGGAAUGUGAGAAAUUCCUGAAGGACUUCACCGAAAACGCUUGUCUCCGAAAUGCGAUUCAGGCCUUUGGCAAUGGCAGUGGCCUGACCUUCUUCCCCAAGGCCCUCCCACCACCACUCCCCACCCUGCCUCCCUCAGCAGGAAGGGCUCCGUCUUUGCCCUACAACGUAAAUGACAGCAGCCUUGGCAAUAACACGGGCGUGAGCACCACAUGCGCCUCCGCCGAGGAAAGUGGAGCAAAGAUUAACCAGUCCAAAGAUCAGAGUCUUUGCUUCUCAGAGAAAUCACUGACCACAGCUCUCAUGCCAGAGCAGAAGACUUUUGUGGACACCAGGGGAUCAGGCAGCCAACUUUCCUUCACAGGAACCGUCUCUGCUCUCCUCUUCUUCCUUGUGAAAAUGACCGUAUAGGAGGAACCUGGAAUAAGACUUGCUGGGAGACGGGGUGGAGAUGGCCGUGCAAACUCCCCUCCACCUCUAGGCCGUCCAGAACUCUCCCUCAGCCGUUGCCUUCUGGAGAGCUGCUCCCAAGGAGGCACCACAGCUCUUGCAGAGGCCUCUGUGAGACACGUCUUCAUUGUGUAAGCAUUGCCAUGAUGAGUGUGGAGGCCCUUAGUAGAGACAUCUGGCCUGGGAAUCCAGGCUCAUUUCUUUCCAAGGAUCCCAAACAUGGGCUGAAGUCCCACCAGUUUACCACCAGUGCUUAAAAGGGAUCCAAGGAAUUAGCUAGACAAUUCAGAGGAGCUGGAGGGCUUGCCUCACACUGCCCGGCUUUUGCUCUGCAGGAUGAAGGCAGCCAUUCCCCAUCCCCAAGUCACCACCCAAAUCAUUUUUGCUGCUUGAAAAUGUUCUAAAACAGGUUUGAUUUCCGUUAAACUCAGAGGAUUCUCAGAAGCGUCUGAACUUCAUCUUAGGAGAGUGGAAAGUGAGUGAAAUGCUUACAAAGCUGGUAGCCUCCCUUAGGCAGAAGCCUUGAAGGGGUUGGACUGGCUGGCUGGAGUGCGUACAGAGCUGUGCCUCAUGGAACAAGGAAUACGACCACAGGUCCGGUGGAGUUUCUUGUUCUGCUGAUUCUUCUGAUUCUCCUGUCCAUCUCUUCAUCCUUCGUCCUGCCGUCUCGGGUGGAAGCAUCCAGAUAGGCCAGCAUUAAUCCCACCAGACAUAUAUAUUGAUGUUUUCUCCUGCUUCCUUUCAUGUUGUUUUUUCAAGUCUAAAAAUAAGAACAAAAGAUGAAAUAUGAAUAUUAUAAAGUUUAGUUUUCUAAAGCAUAACUACAGCAGGGAGCCCUGAGCAGCCCUGUGGCCAGUGCAGGAUUGGUUG